AUGUUGAGCUCCGCGAUACGUGCGCUGAGCCGUGUCCCAGUUCGUCAGCUGAGCACUUCUCGUGCUCUCCUCUCGCUCCGCCCACUCGGACCCAAGAAUGCGGUCCCGGCGUUCAAGGGAACCGCCGUCGUCGACGGAGAUUUCAAGGUAACCCAGAGAAACGGACGUUUCGCAACCGAAACAGCUUAAUUUUAGGUGAUCUCGGAGGCUGACUACAAGGGCAAAUGGCUCAUCAUGUUCUUCUACCCGCUCGACUUCACGUUCGUCUGCCCAACCGAGAUCAUCGCGUACGGCGACCGCGCGAAGGAGUUCCGUGCUCUCGGAGCCGAGGUGAUCGCGUGCUCGUGCGACUCGCACUUCUCGCACCUCGCCUGGGUGAACACGCCGCGCAAGGACGGCGGUCUCGGCGAUAUGGACAUCCCGCUGCUCGCCGACUUCAACAAGAAGAUCGCCGAGUCGUUCGGCGUGCUCGACAAGGACUCGGGGCUCUCCUACCGCGGACUCUUCCUCAUCGACCCGUCCGGCACCGUGCGCCACACGACGUGCAACGAUCUGCCCGUCGGACGAUCGGUCGACGAGACGCUGCGAGUGCUGAAGGCGUUCCAGUUCUCGGACAAGCACGGAGAAGUGUGCCCGGCCGAUUGGCAUGAGGACUCGCCGACGAUCAAGCCGGGAGUCUCGUCGAGCAAAGAAUACUUUAACAAAGUGAACAAAUAAAAGGCUCCUCGCCCGCAGUUUUUAAAGAACGAACGUCCAACAACAUCCUAGUAGUGUUAUUGUUUUUGUAAAAUAUAAAAUAAAUGAUAGAUUAAUUGUAAGAUUCAACAUUCAACAGUUUUCAUCGUCCAAAUGUAUCUUUCAGAGCCCAUUUACCCCCUCCUAUUUCACAGAUUUUAGCGAUGAACAGAAGUAAAAAGUUGGCGGCGUACGGAGAGCAAUUCGAAGACGAUGAGGACGGGACGACGGUGUCGAAGAAGCCGACGGCGAUCCACGAGGAAAUUGCGACGGACGAGCACGGAAAACGACGGUUUCACGGAGCAUUCACCGGCGGAUUCUCGGCCGGCUACUGGAAUACCGUCGGAUCGAAACACGGUACGGUUUGUGCUUCAAAUCGAUUAAAAACACUUUUUUCUCACAUUUUCGGGAGACUAUGUUUUCACUCUUACUGCAAUCUGUAAUUUUCCACAAAAAUAACGCAUUUUGCCUUGCAGGAUGGGUUCCACAAGUGUUUUCGUCGUCCCGAGACGCGCGCGGCGACCAAAUCAAGCAGAGGGCCGAAGAUUUCAUGGAUGCCGAGGAUCUCGGCGAGUUCGGAAUCGGAAAGCGAUCGAUCAAGCAGACGGCGGCGUUCGGAGAUCAUGAACGGGCCGGCGGGAAACGGAAAAUGGCGUGGGAGCGCGAUUCGAGCAGUGUUUCGGCCAUGGCACAGCUCUUCGCGGAGGUCGUCAAACCUGUGAGGUAG
Molecule: messenger RNA, 1462 nt
Organism: Caenorhabditis sp. 36 PRJEB53466
Lineage: Eukaryota; Metazoa; Nematoda; Chromadorea; Rhabditida; Rhabditidae
Source: the annotation of a GenBank genome assembly